AUGCUCCUUCUCUCCGGCUUGUACUUUGACGCAAGAAUGGCACGGAGUGACACGGAAGCGUCGCGGCUGACUGAGGCGGAGCUGGCGCAGGUGAUGCGGCGGCGGCAGGAGGGCAAAGAGCUGCGGACGCUGCUGGGGAACCUGAUGAGAGACAACGCGCAGCUUCAGAGGGCUGCCGACCGCUCCGCAGCGAUGACGCGGGGCCUGCCACGGCGCCAGGCAGGACCGCUGCGUAGCCUUACAGGUCUGCGGCAGCGCAGUGCCUCAUUGGCAGGCGAGAUGGAGGCCCUGAAGAACUUCCCCGCGCGGGUGGAUCAACGCGUGAGUUUCAUGCGCUGCGUGGGCGGUGUGGGGUUUGGCUGCCUUGCUGCUGGAGGUAUCGCUGCCCUCACGCCGUCCCGCCGGGGGAGUGCCAGCUGCGGCGGCAGCACGAAUGGCGGUGGUGGUGCCGGUGCAUCGUUGCUGCAGCAGGAGCAGCAGCGAUCACGCAGAGACACGGUGAGUGGGGGGAGGGAGGGGGGGUGA
Messenger RNA from Trypanosoma rangeli, 525 nucleotides. RefSeq lists its product as uncharacterized. The coding region runs from base 1 to 525 and encodes 174 amino acids. The record is from RefSeq and is a predicted model, not a curated record. Lineage: Eukaryota; Euglenozoa; Kinetoplastea; Trypanosomatida; Trypanosomatidae. The transcript has a single exon.